CGUCCUCCGGUCCCGCGCGCCCCGUCCGAGCCCCGCGCGCCCCGUCCGAGCCCCGCGCGCCAUGAGCUCCACGCAGUUCAACAAGGGACCUUCCUACGGGCUCUCGGCCGAGGUCAAGAACCGGCUUCUAUCCAAGUAUGACCCUCAGAAGGAGGCAGAGCUACGCAGCUGGAUCGAGGGCCUGACCGGCCUCUCCAUCGGGCCCGACUUCCAGAAGGGCCUGAAGGACGGUGUGAUUCUGUGCACGCUCAUGAACAAGCUGCAGCCCGGCUCCGUGCCCAAGAUCAACCGCUCCAUGCAGAACUGGCAUCAGCUGGAGAACCUGUCCAACUUCAUCAAGGCCAUGGUCAGCUACGGCAUGAACCCGGUGGACCUGUUCGAGGCCAACGACCUGUUUGAGAGUGGGAACCUGACACAGGUGCAGGUGUCUCUCCUGGCAUUGGCGGGCAAGGCCAAGACCAAGGGGCUGCAGAGCGGUGUGGACAUCGGGGUCAAAUACUCGGAGAAGCAGGAGCGCAACUUCGAUGACGCCACCAUGAAGGCGGGGCAGUGUGUGAUAGGCCUGCAAAUGGGCACCAACAAGUGCGCCAGCCAGUCGGGCAUGACGGCCUACGGCACCCGGCGGCACCUCUACGACCCCAAGAACCACAUCCUGCCGCCCAUGGACCACUCCACCAUCAGCCUGCAGAUGGGCACCAACAAGUGUGCCAGCCAGGUGGGCAUGACGGCCCCGGGGACACGGCGCCACAUCUAUGACACCAAGCUGGGCACGGAUAAGUGCGACAACUCGUCCAUGUCGCUGCAGAUGGGGUACGCCCACGGUGCCAACCAGAGUGGCCAGGUCUUCGGCCUGGGCCGGCAGAUCUACGACCCCAAGUACUGCCCGCAGGGCCCAGCGGCCGGCCUGGGGGACAGCGAGGAGGCUCCGGGUGGGCCCUUCUGCCAGGAGCAGGAGGGACAGGGUGGCUGCUGAGGCGUUCCCCCCACUCCCGGGGACUGUGAGUGCCUGGAGUUGGGGGGCCCCUUCCUCUUCCUCCAGCUGUCCCCUAACCGUCCUGUCUUCCUGUCCCCGCCUGCAUCCUCGCUGUGGCUUCCGUCUCCUUCGGACCAGGGCAACAGUGAGGGCCAGGCAGGGGCACCCCAUUCCCUUUGAGCACCCCUACUUUUCUCCUCAUCCCGACUAUCCCGGCUCUUGUUUGGAGGGGGGAAGCUGGGCCUGAGGUACCCCUCCCCUCUCCGCAUGCUGGGAGAUAAUGUGAAAUACUGUGGACCAAGAAAGCAAAUAAAAACCUCCAUUUGUAA
Ochotona curzoniae (black-lipped pika) is the source of this 1302-nucleotide messenger RNA. RefSeq names its product calponin 2 (gene CNN2). The transcript has 7 exons. Gene Ontology annotation, molecular function: actin binding. The record is from RefSeq and is a predicted model, not a curated record. Lineage: Eukaryota; Metazoa; Chordata; Mammalia; Lagomorpha; Ochotonidae. Gene Ontology annotation, biological process: actomyosin structure organization. Bases 62 to 973 code for a protein of 303 amino acids.